GAUGUGGCAUUGUGAAAUCGUGGACUUCCUUGCGUGUGCUGUUUUUUGCUCUUUUGUUCACUUUGGAAAGUCAGUGAGCCAGUCCUGAUAGGGGCAAGUAUGUAUAUAAAGGCAGAAAGCUGUCCUUGCUUCACAGUAAGAUCACGGCCCUACACCAUGCUACGAAAGAGUGUCACAGAGAGUUUUGGAGCAGCUAUAUCAUCUUUGAAUGCAGCUCACCUGACAGAUGGAGUUAUCAGGAGGAGCAAAAGAAUGAUGCUGGACACACUGGGGGUCGGUUUACUUGGAACCAGGACCCCGGUCUUCAACGUGGCCUUCCAGCACAGCAAGAGGUUCCAAGCACGGGAAAACAGCAGCGUGUGGGGAAGACCAGGGUCAUUUCUUCCACCUUAUUAUGCUGCAUUUGUCAAUGGAGUUGCGGUGCACUCUAUGGAUUUUGAUGACACCUGGCAUCCUGCAACUCACCCCUCUGGAGCUAUGCUGCCAGCUCUCCUGGCUCUCGCUGAGUCUCUGCCUUCUAAACUUUCAGGCUUAGAGCUGCUCCUGGCCUUCAACGUGGGACUUGAAGUUCAGGGAAGACUUUUGAGAUUUUCAAAAGAGGCUCAUAACAUCCCCAAAAGAUUUCAUCCACCUACAGUCGUUGGAGUUAUGGGCAGUGCAGCGGCCACAGCUAAACUCUUGGGCCUCUCACCAGCUAAGAGUGUGGCAGCCUUGGCUAUCGCAUGUUCAUUUGCUGGUGCCCCGAUGGCAAAUGCUGCAACUCAGACCAAGCCACUCCACCUGGGUAAUGCUGGUAGGUGGGGCCUAGAAGCAUCUCAGCUUGCCCUUCUUGGUCUAGAGGGAAACAAGCAGAUUCUAGACCUGGAGUCAGGUUUUAGAAUCUUCUACCAGGACUAUAUUCCACAUCAUUUGGCCGAGGUCUCCCCAACCGCCCACUACAGGUGGGUGUUGGAAGAUCAAGAUAUUGCAUUUAAACGCUUUCCUGCCCAUCUUGGCAUGCACUGGGUGGCUGAUGCUGCGACUAAGGUAAGGGCAAAAAUUCUGGCCAAUGAGCCAAAUGCAGAUCUCAAUCAAAUCAAAAGGGUCACACUGAGAGUCCCCUCGUCCAGAUACAUAGACUGUCCCCUUCCAGCCACAGAGCACCAGGCUAGGCACUCUUUUCAGUUCAACUGCUGCAGUGCACUGCUUGAUGGCGAGGUUACUGUAGACUCUUUCAGCAGUAAACUGAUGGACAGAAAAGCUUUGAGAGAGUUGCUCCCCAAAGUCCACCUGGAAAACCCCCAAGACAAUCAGGCAAGCUUUGAUAAGAUGUACUGUGAAAUCAUGGUGGAGAUGAACGAGGGAGAAACCUACACAGCUCGUUGUAACACUUUUUACGGUCACUGGAGAAAUCCUCUCAGUCAAGAGCACUUGGUGAGGAAGUUCAAGGCUAAUGCAUCAACUGUGCUGACCACAGAUGCUGUGGAUGGCAUUGUCCAAAUCAUUGACAGCCUGGAGACAAUUCCUGACUGUUCUGUGCUUGGGUCGUACAUGCAGUUUCAUAAGCACAUACACAGAGAGGAAGCCUGUUAUUCAGCUUCGGCUUGAGUGUUAUUUUAAACUUUUUAAAGGUUUAUUUAUGUUACUAUGAUUGACUAUGUUUUAAUUACUGAACAGUGUAUGUUUACAACGUGGCUGUAUAAAGCAGAUUAAUUCUUUUUAAAGUAGAUUAAUACUUUUUAAUGCUUAAAGUUAUAUGUUAAAAGGGCUAUAUACAUGAUUAUGUAAGUGCGAGACCUUUGUUUUCAUUAUUGGCUUCGAUAUUACAAUCAGUGCUGACAUUAAACAAUUUUAGAAAUGUUUAGCAAUUUAAGACAUUGUUUAAAAAUGUUUAGAAUUGUAUAGCUAUUAUGACAUACUGGUUAAUGAUGUCUAUUUAAUGCUUAGAUUAAUACUGAAACCAGGUUUAUUUUUAAUGUAAAAGUGUUCCAUGUCUUUUAACCC
Messenger RNA from Colossoma macropomum (tambaqui), 1983 nucleotides. RefSeq names its product aconitate decarboxylase 1 (gene acod1). Bases 100 to 1587 code for a protein of 495 amino acids. NCBI's taxonomy places the organism in Eukaryota, Metazoa, Chordata, Actinopteri, Characiformes, Serrasalmidae. Gene Ontology annotation, molecular function: lyase activity. The record is from RefSeq and is a predicted model, not a curated record. The transcript is spliced from 5 exons.